This is a messenger RNA of Trichoplax adhaerens, 2088 nucleotides long. RefSeq lists its product as uncharacterized. The transcript is spliced from 20 exons. NCBI's taxonomy places the organism in Eukaryota, Metazoa, Placozoa, Uniplacotomia, Trichoplacea, Trichoplacidae. Gene Ontology annotation, cellular component: mitochondrion. Gene Ontology annotation, molecular function: translation elongation factor activity; GTPase activity; GTP binding. The record is from RefSeq and is a predicted model, not a curated record. The annotation marks the transcript as partial. Gene Ontology annotation, biological process: mitochondrial translation; ribosome disassembly.
AGGAUUCGCAACAUUGGAAUUAUCGCACAUAUUGAUGCAGGAAAGACUACUGUAACCGAAAGGAUGCUAUUCUAUUCUGGAUUUACUAAAACCAUUGGAGAGGUCCAUGAUGGGGAUACCGUAAUGGAUUAUAUGCAACAAGAACGUGAUAGAGGGAUAACCAUACAGUCAGCUGCUAUCUCAUUCCAAUGGAAGCAACAUAGAAUUAAUUUAAUCGAUACACCAGGCCAUAUCGAUUUUACAGUUGAAGUUGAGAGAGCAUUAAGGGUGUUAGAUGGUGCUGUAGCUGUAUUUGAUGCUGUUUCUGGAGUCCAGGCUCAAACGUUUUCAGUAUGGCGUCAGGCAGAUCGUUAUCGUGUUCCUCGAAUUGCUUUCAUAAAUAAAAUGGAUAGAAAUGCUGCGGACUUUGAGAUGACGCUGCAAUCCAUUAAAGAAAAACUUCGUGUACAGCCUCUAGUUACUCAGCUACCUGUUGGCCAGGGUGCUACCUUUUCAGGAAUUGUAGAUUUACCCACAAUGCAACUAAUCACAUGGGAUUCUAGCGACUGUGAGCAUGGUUCUACGUUUAAUAGCAGAGAUAUCAAAGAGACUGAUGACUUAUUGUGGGAAAAUUCACAACAAGCGAGAUCUGAAUUGGUUGAGCAGUUAGCUGAAUUGGAUGACGAUAUUUUAAAUGUACUAUUACAAAAUGAUGAUAUGAACCAUGAACUUCUUUCAAGCGAAGAGAUUACUUCUGCUAUAGCCAGAGUUACAAAAAAUAUUAAAGCAAUUCCAGUUUUAUGCGGUAGUGCUUUAAAGAACAAGGGCAUUCAACCAUUAAUGAAUAGGAUUACUGAGUAUUUACCAUCGCCAGUUCCUGAGAAUGAUGAAAUUAGUGCGGUCUUUGGAGACAAUCUUUUCGCAUACGCCUUUAAGGUUAUCUAUGAUCGUCAAAGGGGUCCAUUAGUAUUUUUAAGGAUUUAUUCCGGUAACCUUAAAUCUCGUCAGUCGAUCUUUAAUGCUACGCGCAGCUGCCGAGAACAAGUUAAUCGCUUGCUACUUGUUUUUGCUGAUGAUUAUCAAGAAAUUAAGUCAACAUCUGUGGGGAACAUAGCGGUGGCUGUUGGGCUUAAGCAGACUGCAACAGGUGAUAUUCUUGUAUCAUCUGCAUCUGCUGCCGCAACUACCUUAAAGAAAGCUGAAUCUAAAGAAGAUAGUGCAAUUAUACCUAGUAUAAAAAUUCCGGAACCGGUAUUUUUCUGUACUAUUGAACCACAUACAUCUGCUGAGCAAAAAGCUUUGGAUCAUGCCUUAUCGUGCUUACAACUAGAAGAUCCCAGUUUGAAGGUUACUGUAAAUGAAGAUACUGGACAGACAGUUUUAUCGGGAAUGGGAGAACUCCAUCUAGAAAUAAUCGGAAUUCGAAUCAAGGAAGAAUUUAACGUAAAUGUAGAUUUAGGUCCUUUACAAGUAUCGUACCGAGAAAAAAUUACAUCUAAUCUAACGGAACAGUCGAAAUUAGAUCGAAUUCUAAAUGGCAAACGUCAUACAGCAGCUGUUACGUUAGCUGUUGAAUCACUAACUGAAGCAGAGCCUGUUAUAUGUACACGUGGGAGUAAUUUACAGUUAAGCGAUGAGUACUUUGAAUCAAUAAGAAACUCAAUUAUUGCUACAUCGUCUCAUGGCCCUAUUCUAAGCUUCCCUGUUAUCGGAAUCAAGGUCUCAGUAAUAAAUUGUGAAAUACAAGUCGGAACGUUACCUUCUAUUAUAGCUGCUUGCGCAUCUAAUUGUUUGCAGCAGAUUUUCAGUAAGAGUGUCUGUCGUUUACUAGAACCAGUAAUGAAGAUUGAAGUUCAAUGUUUUGAUAAAGAUCUGCAAAGUGUCUUAGCCGAUUUGUCUAAGAAUCGUAGAGCAAACAUUAACGAAGUGAAUAAUAAAGAUGAAAUAAGAACAAUCUUAGCGGAAGCACCUCUUGAAACUCUAGUUGGAUAUGCAACGGCUUUAAGAAGCAUGACUUCAGGUACUGGCAGCUUCACUACGGAAUAUUCAAAAUAUUCGUUAGUACCGUCACAACAACAAGAGCUUUUACUGUCAAAAAGGAGAUAUUAG